AUGGGUAUUUCUUACAAUGAGCUUCUUAAAGCUACCAAUGGAUUUAAUGAUUCUACCAACUUGAUUGGUAAGGGAAGUUUCGGUUCUGUAUAUAGGGGAAUUCUUCAACAAGAUGAAUCAAAACCUGUUGCAGUUAAGGUUAUACACCUUAAACAAAGAGGUGCAACUGCGAGUUUCAUGGCUGAGUGUGAUGCUUUAAGGAGAGCUAGACAUAGAAAUUUACUCAAGAUUAUAACUUGUUGUUCAAGUACAGAUUUUCAUGGUAAUCCUUUCAAAGCCCUGGUGUUUGAGUUCAUGGCUAAUGGGAGUCUGGAGAACUGGCUGCACCCGACUGCAGGUGACACAUCUAAUGAUGAUCAACUACAUGAGAGGAAUUUGAACCUAGAAACAAGAUUGGACAUUGCAGUCGAUGUUGCUUCAGCGUUAAAUUAUCUCCACCAUGAUUCUGAAUCACCCAUUGUGCAUUGUGAUGUGAAGCCAAGCAAUGUCCUUCUUGAUGAAGAUUUAACUGCCCAUGUGGGUGACUUUGGCUUGGCUAAAUUCCUUUUUAAUCCCUCUAGUAUCUCUAGACAGCUGAAUGCACAAGAAGACGCAAGCUCAAUUGCAGUAAAGGGCUCCAUCGGUUAUGUUUCACCAGGUGACGCCUAUAGCUAUGGGAUUCUUUUGCUAGAGAUGUUUACGGGAAAGAGGCCAACUGAUGACAUGUUCAAGGAUGGUCUAAACAUUCAUAACUUCUGUAAGAUGCAUGAGUUAACAGAGCGCGUGGAAGAGGCUAUCGAUUCAUAUUUAUCACUUGAAUUAAGAGAAGAUCAUAAUGAUACUGAAGUCACCAAGUCCAAUAUGUUGAGGAACGAAGGAAGAAACAUACACAAAGACACAAUGAGACAAGUCUUAGCUUCCAUAAUUCAGAUUGGAGUUAAAUUUUCUUCAGAUUUACCUUCAGACAGAUGUAACAUGAGCCAGGUUGUUGUCGAUGUACAAGCCGUUAAGAAUCAGUUUCUAAGUGUCAUGUUGUAA
Molecule: messenger RNA, 1017 nt
Organism: Papaver somniferum (opium poppy)
Lineage: Eukaryota; Viridiplantae; Streptophyta; Magnoliopsida; Ranunculales; Papaveraceae
Product: putative receptor-like protein kinase At3g47110
Exons: 2
Coding region: 1-1017 (338 amino acids)
Biological process (GO): protein phosphorylation
Molecular function (GO): ATP binding; protein kinase activity
Source: RefSeq, a predicted model, not a curated record